AUGGCCCGCGCGCCCGGCGCGACCUCUGCGGAUUGCAUCGGUGUGUGGCGGCGGGGCAUGCCCAGAGCACCGGGCACGGCCUUCAAUGGGCGAGGACACGGACACGCGGAAAAUUAACCACAGCUUCCUGCGGGACCACAGCUAUGUGACUGAAGGUAACGUACGUGUUGUCUGAGACCCCUCCGGCCGGCCGCGGCGUGGGGAUGCCGUCGCACCGAAUGCCCUCCGAAGCUGACAUCAUCUCUACCGUUGAGUUCAACCACACGGGAGAGCUGCUGGCCACAGGUGACAAGGGCGGCCGGGUCGUCAUCUUCCAGCGGGAACCAGAGAGUAAAAAUGCGCCCCACAGCCAGGGCGAGUAUGACGUCUACAGCACUUUCCAGAGCCAUGAGCCAGAGUUUGACUAUCUCAAAAGCCUGGAGAUAGAGGAGAAGAUCAACAAGAUCAAGUGGCUCCCGCAGCAGAACGCCGCCCACUCGCUCCUGUCCACCAACGAUAAAACUAUCAAAUUAUGGAAGAUUACCGAACGAGAUAAAAGGCCCGAAGGAUACAACCUGAAGGAUGAAGAGGGGAAACUUAAGGACCUGUCCACGGUGACAUCACUGCAGGUGCCGGUGCUGAAGCCCAUGGACCUGAUGGUGGAGGUGAGCCCUCGGAGGAUCUUUGCCAAUGGCCACACCUACCACAUCAACUCCAUCUCCGUCAACAGUGACUGCGAGACCUACAUGUCGGCGGAUGACCUGCGCAUCAACCUCUGGCACCUGGCCAUCACCGACAGGAGCUUCAACAUCGUGGACAUCAAGCCAGCCAACAUGGAGGACCUCACGGAGGUGAUCACAGCAUCUGAGUUCCACCCGCACCACUGCAACCUCUUCGUCUACAGCAGCAGCAAGGGCUCCCUGCGGCUCUGCGACAUGCGGGCAGCUGCCCUGUGUGACAAGCAUUCCAAGCUCUUUGAAGAGCCCGAGGACCCCAGUAACCGCUCCUUCUUCUCGGAAAUCAUCUCCUCCGUGUCUGACGUGAAGUUCAGCCACAGUGGCCGCUACAUGCUCACCCGGGAUUACCUUACAGUCAAGGUCUGGGACCUGAACAUGGAGGCAAGACCCAUAGAGACCUACCAGGUCCACGACUACCUUCGGAGCAAGCUCUGUUCCUUAUACGAGAAUGACUGCAUUUUCGACAAGUUUGAAUGUGCCUGGAAUGGGAGCGACAGCGUCAUCAUGACCGGGGCCUACAACAACUUCUUCCGCAUGUUCGAUCGGAAUACCAAGCGGGACGUGACCCUGGAGGCCUCGCGGGAAAGCAGCAAGCCCCGGGCUGUGCUCAAGCCGCGACGUGUGUGCGUGGGGGGCAAGCGCCGGCGUGACGACAUCAGUGUGGACAGCUUGGACUUCACCAAGAAGAUCCUGCACACGGCCUGGCACCCGGCUGAGAACAUCAUCGCCAUCGCUGCCACCAACAACCUGUACAUCUUCCAGGACAAGGUGAACUCUGACAUGCACUAGGUACGUGCAGAUCCCGGCCCCCGCCACCCAGCCUCGUGCAAGUCAUCCCCGACAUGAUCUUCACGACCGCGACGCAAGGAAGGGAAGGAAGUCACAGCGCCUACGAGGACGGCCUCAGAGGUGGCAGUGUGUGGACACAGUUAGCCUGAGCCCCCAUCCCUGCCCCAGCUUCCCUAGGCCAGAAUUGUGUUUGGCAGUAAUUGUUUAAAAAAAAUAAAAAGGAAAGGAAGCGUUCACCGCCACAAAUCAUAAAAUGGACAUGACUGUGGAGUCUUACAGUUCAGGGUUCUUUCAUUCACGUCCCUUUACCGUCUCGGUCUGCGGUCUUUACCACAUCAAUAGGACUUUUUAUGCGUCCGGAUUAAUUUUUCACUCCAGUGCGUCCUGCUGCAGGGGCCGGAGCUGAUGGGAGCUGCUUCCCCCCACGCCUCACCGGUCCCAGAUCGGGGCUUCAGGGACAGAUGACGAAUCUCAAACGAGCCAGCCAGGGGGUCUUUUGGUUAUACAUGGGGCAGUUCGCCCUGUCUCCGAGUUGAUGAUCUGACCUUUGUAUCUUGGAUGGCGAAUUCACGCUGAGAAUUUGCAGAUGCAAGCUUCUUUCCUAGGUUUUCUGAACAUCUUGAAACAUCCCAGGUCCCAGAUCUGGUUCUGUUUCCCGAGAGGAGUGGGGUGGGGUUUGUCUUCUGUGUGCCUGUGUCCUCAUCUGAUUUACCUGCCAUUUGCUGAGCCUCUCCUGUGUGCUGGGCAUGGUGCUCAGCCCUAGAGGCAGUUGACUUGCCCCCUGCAGCCCUCCCUGCAGCCGCUUUCCCCUCACCCUUCAGCAUUCACUGGGCACCUUCCUGGAGCCGACACUGGCUCCCAUUCAAGAUUUUUUGGAAUCUUCCUCCUGACUGUGAGGUGGGUGUUCAUUCAUUUCCAUCGUAAGCACCAACUUCUCGAAGUGUGCCAGGCUCUGGGCUGGAUGCUGGGGAUAAGAGGAAACCUUGGGAUCUCCUCUGUCCACGAGAAGAAACUGAGGCUCUGAGCAGAUGCACAGGUCACCCAUGGCAGGCGCCCGCCAAGCAGUGGUGUCAGGAGCCCGUCCGGGUCUUCACACGAGGUUCUCUCCGGUCCAUCUCGUGGGUGGCUCAUGUUUAAGUGACACUCGAAUGGAAGGUUUGGAAGGGAAUGCCUCUCUGUCUUGGAAAAUAGGACAUGGCAGACUUGGCGACAAGGGUCCAGGAGAACUGAAAUGCAGGAUGGAAGAUGGAGAAGACCCCCCCGGAGCUCCUUGCGUGGCUUCAGGAGUACGGCCCUCCCCGGGACUCCAGUUCAACCUGGGCUUGCACCCUCGUUGAGCCAAUGCACUGAACUGCCUCUGAAAGGAAAUUGCAUGUUCUGACCAUUUUAGGAUACCUGUACUUUAAGGACCACACAGUCCCAGAGGACAUGUCCCUCGGGAGCUCUGCCCCUCUGACAAUGAGGACCACAGAGAAGGUGGUGUUUCCAUGGUAGAUGCUCCUGUUCUGACGAUACCACACCUGCCCACUCCUCUGAGUCGGCUUUGCUCAUGGACUCACAGCAGAACCACGUAGUUUGGCAUUUUGAUUCAGAAAGUGAGGAGCAGAGACCCAGCCAAAUCCAACCGUUCUGUUUUGUUUGGUUUUUUACAAGAUGUAACAUAAGCCAGGAAAUAGACCCAGCUGAGGUUAUUCUCAGUGGAUUACAGUAGACUUUUGUGUGUGUAAAAGCACAAAGUGCAUGUGUACUCACUUCUGGCCGUAUAACAUUUACACAGGGAAAUGGAUCAUUGAUUUUUUUUUUUUUUUAAUCAACGUGAAUGAAGAAUGUUUGUUUAUAUAUCACUAUAAAAUCCAGUUGACCUGGACAGUAUUAUAUGUACAUAUCUAUUCUAAUUAAAUUUAACAAUCAAAG
Molecule: messenger RNA, 3419 nt
Organism: Piliocolobus tephrosceles (Ugandan red Colobus)
Lineage: Eukaryota; Metazoa; Chordata; Mammalia; Primates; Cercopithecidae
Gene: PPP2R2C
Product: protein phosphatase 2 regulatory subunit Bgamma
Exons: 9
Coding region: 204-1505 (433 amino acids)
Cellular component (GO): protein phosphatase type 2A complex
Molecular function (GO): protein binding; protein phosphatase regulator activity
Source: RefSeq, a predicted model, not a curated record